This is a messenger RNA of Centruroides sculpturatus (bark scorpion), 2949 nucleotides long. It is a transcript of the gene Ipp, whose product is annotated as inositol polyphosphate 1-phosphatase-like. Lineage: Eukaryota; Metazoa; Arthropoda; Arachnida; Scorpiones; Buthidae. The record is from RefSeq and is a predicted model, not a curated record. The transcript is spliced from 5 exons. The coding region runs from base 141 to 1304 and encodes 387 amino acids. Gene Ontology annotation, molecular function: inositol-1,4-bisphosphate 1-phosphatase activity.
GCAGUUGGAACUACGACGGGAGUCACGGAAAUUAUGCUAGGGGGAAAAAUAAAUAAAUAUAAAUGGAAAGUUUUAAAUUGUGCAACUAGACGGAAAUUGAAAUUCUCAAUAGACAACAAAAUAAAGAUUCAGAAUUUUGAAUGGUUAUGGCCGUAGACUGUUCCAGGUUGCAGCCUGCAGAUAGUUUGUUGCGUGAUGUGAUAAAUGUUUCAGAAAAGGCUGCCGAAAUUGCACGUUCCUGUCGAGCAGAGCGAGAGCUGUUCUCUUUGCUGAUAGAAGAAAAGAAAGAUGAUAAGAAAAAUAGGCGGUUUAUCAGAGAUUUUAAGACCCUGGCUGAUGUGCUAGUCCAGGAAACUAUACGAUAUGAUCUUGAUAGAAAAUACCCAGAUAUUGGUUCUCACAUUUAUGGAGAAGAAGAAAAUUGUUUUACUAAUGCCUUGGGAGAAUCUAUUUCUGUUGUAAUAGAUAAAUUUCAGGAAAGUACAGUUUCCAAAUUGACUACAGUUCUGGAUGGAAAUGUAGAAGCAGCUAGACUCUUAGCCUUGGCUGUACAUCGCAAUGUUAAUGUUGAUAUCAUUACACCUUUUGAUGAAGCAGUUAAUUUACCAUUAGAUAAAAUUGGAAUUUGGAUAGAUCCCAUUGAUUCCACAUCUGAAUAUAUUUAUGGAAUCUAUGAAGAUCUGAAUUUAUCAGAAUUGGUUACAUCCGGUUUGAAAUGCGUAUGUGUGUUAAUUGGUUUGUAUCAUUUAGAAAGUGGCCGUCCCAUCUUGGGAGUAAUUAAUCAGCCAUUCCACAUUUGGGAUUCCACUUUGAAUAGGUGGUCAGGUAGAUACUUCUGGGGAUUGAGUUGGAAUGGAAUAAACAAAUCAUCACUGAAACAUAUAGAUGGAAAGCAGACCGGUAGGGUAGUUAUGAGCAGUAGUGAUGAUGAAGAACUAGUGCGUAUCUUAAAACAGAAAUAUGAAGUCGUAUUUGUCGCUGGAGCCGGAUACAAACUGCUGGCAGUGUGUCUGGGUCUGGCAGACUUCUAUGUACUCUCCAAACAUUCCACCUACCGGUGGGAUGCAUGUGCACCACAUUCGCUCCUGCUGUCUCUUGGUGGAGGCAUCGUGAGCUAUCAGAAAAUUCUGGCAACAGCAUCCGGAGACCUACAGGAUAGCCUCUGCAGUCUACAACUGUCUUACCACUCCGUCGAAGAGGACAGUCAGGGAGUCGACCGAUGGUGCAAUAAAACUGGAAUGAUUGCCUACAGGGAUUCCGAAGCACUAGUGGAAUUAAUCGAAUAUAUCAGAUGUCACAAAUAGUCUGCAACAAUCUAAAAAUUCAUAAUUAUGAUAAAAAGCUUUAUUCAUUAAUAUAUUAGAAAUAUAUAAUAUACUUAAAAAGAAAAACUAAUAUUUUUAGGUAAAAUAAUCAAAUAUUUUGUAACCAAAAUCAUGAGUAGAUAUAAUUGUUUUAAGAUAAAUCUAUUGUAUCUGCAAUUUGAGAGUUUAUUUUUAAUCGAACAAAUUGUUUAAGUUUAUAUAUUUUAUAUUUUUGUUGUUUGUGAAAAUAUUCGUUUUUACAUAUUUAUGAGAUUAUAAAAAUGACUUGAGACCAAAUAGACACAAUAUAUCAGUAUAUUUGUAACUCUAAUCAGUAAAAUAAAAGCAUAUUCUUCUAGUUUUUAAUGUUAUAACUCUCUUAUAGAGAAUUGUAUAAUGUGUUACUUAUGUUAACAUCUUGUUCCAGAUACUUUUAUAAUUGACAGAAAAAUAGAACAUAUAUAUCAUUCCCUACGCAACUGUUGCUUUUGUGUUAAUGGUAAGAGUUGACCAGAAACAAUAGUUAAAAUAUUAACUGCCCUUAUUUAAUAUUAUAAAAAUUAAAUUGCACAAGCAAACCAUGAGCAAAUCACAGUUGGAGAAAUUUAGAAUGCUUGAUGUUAAAUAAAUCUUAAUUUAUUACUUGAUUUUCCAAAAUAUGUGAAUUUCAUCCAAAUUCAAUCUUUUGCAAAUCAAGUUUACCUUUUGCGCAUAAAAGAUGAACUCGAAAAGGCAUUUCCUAACGUAUAUUCGAUAAAUAAAUAAAGUUUACUAAUGGUAAUUUCUUCAAUAUGUACUAUACAUAUUCAUCUAUAUGAAAUUACCACCAGUUGUGCAAGAGAACCAUUGUACUGUAGAUUAAGUUGUGUGUAGACACAAUUUUCUAAUGACAUGUGAUAAGUAUUUCAUGUACUGUAGAUCUCUGUAUAACAAUAAAAUUUUGAAUUUGUUAACAAUUUAAUUAUUAUGUACAAAAUGCUUGGGGAAAAAUUUUCUAGAAAUUCUUGAUAUGCUAAAGGGUGAAUUUGGAGUGAAAAUUCCUGUAAAAAUAUUUGACUAGUUCUUGCCAAAUGCCUAUGAAAAUAUUAAAAAGAAUUUUUAAUGUCUUAAAUAUUUAAUUUAGAUUUGAAGAUUGUUUACUUAAAAUGCUAUUUUAUGCAAAUUCCUGAGAGCUAACACACAUUGUUAGUGUAAAGUAAAUUUUUCUUGCUUUAUCAUUUAUGACUUCCAAAUAAGUUCUAAGUUGGUCACCAUAACUAAAGUCUACUUAAAAAUGAUAUGAAACUGAUUAAGGAUGAAAGAUGCGUCCAAAUGAUUUUUCUUGUAUUUAUUCUCUCAAUUAUGUUUUAUAAUUUAAGUUAAAGUAGAAGUUUGUUAAUGAAGUACUGUACCUACGUGACCAGAUUGGUGCCGGAUUAUCUGGGGUAUUUGUAUUUUCACAAAUUCGAACGUUGCAAAUUUAUUCGUAUCAAUCCUAAGUGCAUGACUAUACUAUAUUCAAAUUGACUGAAAAACCUAUUGGAUUGUCAACGAAUACACUAUAUUGCAUAAAAUGGCGUGUUUUAGGUACAGUACUGUAUUGUACAUCAGGGGCGUGCCGUGACAUUUGAUGAUAGGGAAGCUGUGUUGCUAUAAGAAGCCGACA